Aspergillus chevalieri is the source of this 1812-nucleotide messenger RNA. RefSeq lists its product as uncharacterized. The coding region runs from base 1 to 1812 and encodes 603 amino acids. Gene Ontology annotation, molecular function: methyltransferase activity. The record is from RefSeq and is a predicted model, not a curated record. Gene Ontology annotation, cellular component: nucleus. The transcript has 2 exons. NCBI's taxonomy places the organism in Eukaryota, Fungi, Ascomycota, Eurotiomycetes, Eurotiales, Aspergillaceae.
AUGAGUCCGAGCCGCCGGUCCGAGUCCGUCAUUGAGCCGAUAAUUAUCGACGACUACGACAGCAACAGCUCCAGGACCAUCGACAAUGACCCGGAUGCGCGAUACUUCCUGGAUGUGGAUGAGCAGUCUGGCACAGCCGGACGUCGUGCUGUAGCCUCCGCUCUGUUUUCAAGUUUGGAGUCUGGUGCCGAUGUUGUUGACCUCACCGACGGACCGCAGUGCUUCAACGAGGGCGACUACCUCACGGACGAGUGCUUCCAGAGACUGGUCAGCAGCUGGCAAGAGCCUGCAGCGACGGUAGCUCCAAAAUCGCCCAGCCGGGAGCCGGGGAAACGAGUUAUUUCGGAGGCAUGUAUGGAUGGUAUUCUUUACCGGCCUGGCCAAUCCGUCGAACUUCAUGAUGAAUCUUACUUGCAUAUAAAGACCGUCGUUGAACAUAGCACUGGCUCUGUGUUUCUUCGUGGACGUCGACUCAUACCAACUGCUACCCACCCCGGUACAUACAUCCCCAAAUGGCAGAAUGAGUUGGUGUGGAUGGUGGACGAGGUGGGAGAAGUUCCUUUGGAGAUUGUCAAGCAGUUUGUCACGGUGAUCUUUACCAAUUGGUGCAAGUUUGAAAGAGAGAAGCAAUAUAAAUCAAAGCUGUUCUGUCGCUUGAAGGAGACCAAAAAAGCCAAUGCAACUGCUGUUGAGUAUCUCUCAUUCGAAGAUGCAGACCCCAACCACCGCUUCCAUCCGAGGCUUCUCCGCCAGAAUUGGAGGGGCGAGACGAGGUUGUUCGGGGAAGCAGAUAAUGCUGGAAACUAUGCCAUUGACCUCGACUCGCCGGAGCCGGUCAUUGAUUUGACAGAUAGCAAUUCCCGUCGUUAUACAUUUGGCGAUGGCUUCUGCGGUGCUGGUGGUGUUUCUGCCGGAGCUAGCCAGGCCGGAUUCAACAUCAAAUGGGCCUUCGAUAAAUCCUCUCAUGCUGCGACCACCUAUCGCCUGAACUUCCCGACAGCUAUGUGCGAGGAGAGCGACAUCUUCAGCUUUUUGACCAACGAUGCGGAUUUUGUCCGCGUCGAUGUUAGUCAUGGGUCUCCUCCCUGCCAGACGUUCUCACCCGCGCAUACCAUCGAAUGCGCCAACGACGACGCUAAUUCCGCCUGUAUCUUUUCGUGUGCAGAUCUCAUCAAGAAGGCGAAACCUAGGGUCCACACUAUGGAAGAGACCUGCGGUUUGUUCGAGCGGCAUAAGGAGGUCUUCUUCCGAGUCAUUCAAGAUUUCGUUGAGCUGGGGUAUUCGGUUCGUUAUGGUGUCCUGAACUGCAUGGACUACGGUGUUCCGCAGUCGCGAAGAAGGCUCAUCAUCGUCGCUUCCGGUCCUGGCGAAGCUCUACCACAGUUCCCCAAAGCCACACACGGUCUUCCGGGUUCUGGUUUAAAGGGGUUCGAAACGAUCAAUUCCAUUAUUUCAAAAAUCCCACCUGGUGCCCUAGACCACGACGUCGAGGCUGCGUUAGACCGGGGCCUGCGCAAUGGGAUCAGACUCCCGUUCGAUCCUAAUCAACCUGCGAGAACGGUGACCUGCGGCGGAGGGGAACUAAACUACCACCCUUCUGGUCGACGAGGCUUUACUAACCGGGAAUUUGCAUGCCUGCAAACAUUCCCCAUGAGAUAUUGCUUUGGCCCGCGAGAAAUAAGAAAGCAGAUCGGGAACGCCGUACCUCCUAUCUUGGCCAGGGCCAUCUAUCGGGAGAUCUUGAGAUCACUAGGAAAGACGGAUCAGAAAGAGAAAGAGAUGGCUGUUGGGGAGAUCGUGUUAGAUGACUGA